Molecule: messenger RNA, 5282 nt
Organism: Sphaerodactylus townsendi
Lineage: Eukaryota; Metazoa; Chordata; Lepidosauria; Squamata; Sphaerodactylidae
Gene: PFKFB3
Product: 6-phosphofructo-2-kinase/fructose-2,6-biphosphatase 3
Exons: 18
Coding region: 398-1948 (516 amino acids)
Biological process (GO): fructose metabolic process; fructose 2,6-bisphosphate metabolic process
Cellular component (GO): cytosol
Molecular function (GO): ATP binding; 6-phosphofructo-2-kinase activity; fructose-2,6-bisphosphate 2-phosphatase activity
Source: RefSeq, a predicted model, not a curated record
UAGAAGGAGGCGCGCCCGAGCUGCACGCAGGACACCCGGGCUCACCUAGCCGGCAAGCGGAGAGGCAGCCGCAAGCGAGAAGCGACCGCCAAGCCAAGCCCCCCAGGAGCGGGGAUUUCUCCUAAUACUCUCCCCCCCCCCUCGGAUUUAAAGCGGAUUGUCCUUUUUUUCUCCUCCUCCCCCCGGUAGUUUCCUGGUUUGCGCCCCCGCGCAAUAAUCACCCUCAUAUCAGAGCCGAGCAGCCUCCAGAGACUUGGACAUUCUUGCCCGGAGGAAGGGGAAAGCCCGGGGCCGCUUUCGUUUCUCGGGGCUCGCCUUUCUCGCCUCGCUCGCCCUUCCCUCUCGCCCCCCGCGCCCCAAGGUGGAUCCCCAGCGCGGCCAGACCUUUGCGCUAAAAAUGCCCAUGGAGCUGACGCAAAGCCGCAUCCAGAAGAUUUGGCUGCCGCCCGACAAUCACCCGGCUCUGCCCCGCAGAUCAUGUGGACCUCAGCUGACCAAUUCCCCCACUGUGAUUGUGAUGGUCGGUCUCCCGGCUCGUGGGAAGACCUAUAUCUCCAAAAAGCUGACCCGCUACCUCAACUGGAUUGGCGUCCCCACAAAAGUGUUCAAUGUCGGAGAAUACCGCCGGGAAGCGGUGAAACAUUACAGCUCCUACGACUUCUUCCGUCCUGACAACGAGGAGGCCAUGAAAGUCCGCAAGCAAUGUGCCUUAACUGCUUUGAGAGACGUGAAGCUGUAUUUAUCAGAGGAAGGGGGCCAAAUUGCGGUUUUUGAUGCUACCAACACAACACGGGACCGAAGAGCAAUGAUUAUGCAUUUUGCCAAAGAAAAUGGAUUCAAGGUGUUCUUCAUCGAAUCCAUCUGCAACGACCCCAAUGUUGUCGCCACCAACAUUAUGGAAGUCAAAUUGUCCAGCCCCGAUUAUAAGGACUGUAACUCAGCUGAUGCAAUGGAAGACUUUAUGAAGAGAAUUAGUUGUUACCAGUCGAGCUAUCAGCCUCUGGACCCGGAUGACCUUGACAGAGAGCUGUCGCUGAUCAAAGUGAUCGACGUGGGUCGGCGGUACUUGGUGAACAGGGUUCAGGACCACAUCCAGAGUCGAAUCGUCUACUACCUGAUGAACAUCCACGUUCAGCCACGCACCAUUUACCUGUGCCGACACGGCGAGAGCGAAUCCAACCUCAAAGGGAAGAUUGGAGGGGAUUUGGGCCUCUCCAGCAGAGGCAAGAAGUUUUCCAUUGCACUGAACCGUUUUGUUCAGGAGCAGAACUUGAAGGACCUGAAAGUGUGGACCAGCCAGCUGAAGAGGACGAUCCAGACGGACGCCGGUGUGUGCGAAGAGUUGACUUAUGACGAAAUCAAAGAGAAGUAUCCAGAAGAGUUUGUCUUGCGAGACCAGGACAAAUAUUAUUAUCGCUACCCAUCUGGGGAGUCCUAUCAGGACUUGGUGCAGCGUCUCGAGCCGGUCAUCAUGGAGCUGGAGCGGCAGGAGAAUGUCCUUGUCAUCUGUCACCAGGCUGUGAUGAGAUGCCUCUUGGCCUACUUCCUGGACAAGAGUGCAGAGGAGAUGCCUUAUUUGAAAUGUCCUCUCCACACAGUGCUGAAACUGACCCCCGUGGCCUAUGGUUGCAGAGUUGAAUCCAUCUUUUUGAACAUUGAAGCUGUGAAUACCCAUCGGGACAAACCGGAGGAUGCAAAGAAGGGGCCUAACACCCUCAUGCGCCGCAAUAGCGUCACCCCUCUAGCGAGCCCCGAGCCCACCAAAAAGCCGCGCAUCAACAGCUUUGAGGAGCAUGUGGCUGCCGCCGCUUCAGCUGCUCACCCCGUCUGUAUGCCCCAGGAGGUGCCCGUGCAGCUACCUGGACAACCUUUCCUUGGCAAGGCCUGCCUACGGCCAGUUUGUCACUUUUUCAAAUUUUUUGCUUUGCUCAUAUUUCCCAGAACCUGAGCAUUUCCCACGAUCAGUCCUGAAUUUCUCCAGGCGAUGGCUGGCGAAGCCUCCCAAGGAAAGGCCGGCUCCGUUCGUGUUGCCCAUCUCUGCAUCUCUGGUCCUUCUCCACUCAACUUGAGGGUCAACUUUUCGUUGUCGUCGUUGACUGUCUUCAAAGCUCAUCAUCUGCUCCCUUGGACCUUGAAUUGAACGGAAGGAGGGGAAAGGAAGCCUUUGGGGGGGGGGGGGGGUAUGUGAAAGAAAACAUCUUGCUAGAUUAUAAAUGUGGAUCCAACAUCUGAUCUUUAGGCUUAAUUACUUUUGGGUUUUAUUUGAGGCUUAAUAGACCUCAGCGAGCCAGAGAGACUUUUUCUUUGCACAUCGGAUGUCCUAAGUUGCAGUGGAAGGGGAGGUUAUUUGUCAAGCGACGCCAUUGCCUUGCGGAGGUGGGGGGAGGCCGUCUGUUUCUCUUGCCAGGAUGAUAGUGCGGUGCGGGACAUGGGAAAUUAAGUUAGAAAGGAGUAUGAAAUAAGUGCAUUGUGAUGCUGAGAAAUUUGAUCUCGCCUGUUUGCAUUGCCCACGAUCCUGACCCUUGAAAAUUAGGGCCCAUUUCUAAAUCCUAGGGGGAAAAAAAAUUCUGUAUUGAUUUAAAAUAAUACUACAGUUGUAUCACACACUCUUGAGCCUUAAGGGAACGCAUAUGGAGUCACGUCACCUUGCGUUGGCCUGAGAUUCCCACUCCCCACAGCUGGUUUUGAGACCACAUGGUGAAUUGUGACAGACACCUUUCUUGCAGUUUGGUAGAGGGAGUGAUGGAGGCCGGACCUGGCCGGGAGUUUGUGCUUUUGAUUGAACCAGGAAUGGGGAAGUGCAGACCCCCAUCGAACACACCUGAGCUGCAUGUGGUUUUAAAUUAUCUCCCUACCGGCUGACCCCUUUGAUUCCUUCAAGCUCCCACCCUGGCAGGAUCUAGUGUAAUAAAUCAACUUUUAGGUGUGUGACUAACACUUUUCUGAUCACCCACUGAGGGCUAAUCGUUUUGCGUGUGGUCACGUGAGGGGUUUUUUUUCCCCCCAUCUGAGCUGAGGGGAGGGCUUAGAGCAGUAAAUCGUCCAGAUCACAUCCUCGCGUGCCACAGAAAACAGGUCGUUAAAGCGGCACGCCUCUUGACAGUGGCUUGCUGCGAGUACUUUUUGCGUGUAGGUGGCAGAGUAUUUUACCUCAGUAACCAGGACACAGUCACGUUGGGUGAACACACUGUGCAAGUUUGCACAGUGCUGAUUGCUAGCCUCAUGUCUACCAGGGAUAAGUUGGGAAAGUUUGAAGAAGCGGUGGACAAGCUAGAUAGACAUAUCGAGGACGUGUUAAUGGCCAGUUUCUAUGUUGCGAAGUCUUUUGUGUCCCCUCCCCCUCUGCUAUGGGUACACAGCAAUUGGAGGGCGGCCAACCUGAAAUGGUCCCAAAGAGUUGCUGUUUACACUGUUGGCAAUUCUUGUGAGUAAAUCCCUCAUCCCUUUGCACCCAUGAUCCCAAUACAAAUUCGGCCGCCCCAAGCCCAGGAAUUCACUCUGGACUCACAGAGAACAUAUGAAAUGGCCAGAUGCCUUCAGUUUUUACUGGUUUGUUGGUAGACAAAUAGCAUGAAUUGGCCGUGUGGCCAAUACAAGACGCCCCAGAACUGUUUCUUUUGCAGUUUGCGUGGCGUGUGUUGCUUUGGAUGACAACUUCCUGUCUUUCUUCUGAGCUGAUGCAAGAGAGGCUUGCGUGCUGUAAACAAACAUAUUUUCUCCCCAAACUCCUUUCUUGUUGUGCCAUCUAGGUGGGAGUGGAAGCUUGCAGGCUGUGAAGGGUAGCUGUUUUUUUUUUUCCCUUGGGGCAUAGGGGUGUUCUGUUGAGGUUUCUUCUACACCAGAAUUUGGAGUUUGCCCUGUGUCUGUCCUCCUUCCGAAAUGUUUCUCAUUUGUUGGGUUGUGGGGGAGGGUGGUGGUUGGAUCUGCCACUGACUUUCAAGCGGUCCUAAUGUUAAACUGGGAAGAAAACCCUGAAAUGUUCUAUCACCUCUCAUUUUUGAACACCUAAGUAAGUCCCGUUCCCACAGGCACGUCUGCCUUUUGACCCCUGCCAGAGCAAUGUAUAGCUGUCUGCCCCUUUUCCUUUUGCUUCCAGAGCCGUUCCAAAAUGCUGCCCCCAAAUUAGGGCUGCGUCCCGAACUAAAGAGGCUCUCCCGCAGUCCCGUUAGCAGAGAAUUUCGGGGUGGGGCUUUCAGCCAGGAAAACCUCCCUCCCUGUUCCCUUUCAGGAAAAGGUUGAUCGAUAGGUUAGACUUCCCACUUGCUCGGGCGAAGCGUGGCCGCUUCUGUGGAGGAGGGCAGGCGACCGAAAGGCGAACAGCAGUGCCUUGUGCGCGCGGGUUGUGUCUUACAGUAAGUGCUUUUUUUUUGUUUUUGUACGGUUUUUAUUAAAAGGCUGCGCCAAAGCGAACGGCAUUUGGGCCACGUCUGACCACUGAACAUUUUUACAGGGGGAGGGGGAGGGGCUUGCUAUGCAAGGUGGUUUAUAUGUGUAUAUUAGUGUACAGCCAUUAGAACACUUCUUUUUUUUAGUUAUUUUUAUUGUGUGUGGUUUUGGGAGCGAGUGCUGUGCAUGCAUAGAGUUACUCGUCCCCUUUACUCUUAUCGACUGCUAACUCCAACUGCAGGGUUGGUUUUUUCCCCACUCUCUUCAAAGAGAGAUGUUUUUAGAAGGUGUGGCUUUAACUUGUGCAAGACGCACAUUCCUUCCUCCUCUCCUGCCCCACUAGAUGAAACCAGUGGUUGGCAAGCUGCACAGGAGUUCCCUGCGAUAAAGCGAUUUUGCAGAAUCUCUCUUUCACACGGUUGGGACAAGACGAAAAGGUUAGCGACUCGUAAGAAAGAAACCCUGGAAGAAACCGGAUUAUUUUUGCCUCUGGCAAUCUGGGGGGGGGGUGUGCGUGGAGUGGGGGGGUGCGCUGAUUUUGCUGUUUCGCCGGACAUCACGACGGGUGGGAAACGGCCCUUGAGAACCACACCGAUGAUUUCUUCUUUGAUUGUGUUUUUCCUUUGAUACUUGAAUUUAUAUUUUUUAUCAUAUUUUUUGAUAGCAAAGUGCUAUUUAUUUAUUUAAGCGUAUGUUGCCGAGCUGAGAGGGGAAGAGAAUGGGUUUUUUUUUCCUUUCGACUUUUUUUUUUUGGUGCGGUUAAUUCUGUAUAAUUGAAUUGAAUGUUUUGUUCGUUUGUCGGCCUGAGAUGAAGCUGUGCCAGCUACAGGUCUGCCUUUUGGACGUUUGUAUAUUUUGCAGUUGCUGGAUCAAUAAAAUAUCUUCUUGGAGUAGAA